UGAAAAAUCUUUCUCUCAUUACAGAUUAAAUCAGAGAAAUGGAAUUUAGAAAUCAAACUUUGGUGACUGAGUUUUUAUUUGUGGGCUUAACAAAUUGCUUCCAGCACCAGGUUGUUCUGUUUGUGAUGUUUCUCUUGGUUUAUCUGGUCACUCUUCUGGGAAAUGUGGGGAUGAUCACCCUCAUUUGGAUGGAUUCCCGGCUCCACACUCCCAUGUACUUUUUUCUCAGCCACUUGUCCUUUGUGGAUGUCUGCUCCUCUUCUGUCAUUGGUCCCAAGAUGUUGACAGACAUCUUUGUGAAAAAAAAAGUAAUCUCUUUCUUGGGUUGUGCUGCCCAGUUAUGGUUUUUUGGUCAGUUUGUAGUGACAGAGUGUUUUCUGUUGGCCUCCAUGGCUUAUGACAGGUAUAUGGCCAUCUGUAAGCCCUUGUUGUAUACACUCAUUAUGUCCCGGCGAAUCUGUGUGCAGCUGGUGGUAGGGCCUUAUACCAUGGGUCUUAUAAGCGCCAUAACGCAUACGACGUUUGCCUUUCGCCUGCCUUACUGUGGUCCAAAUACCAUCAAUCACUUCUUCUGUGACCUUCUUCCUGUUCUCUCCCUGGCAUGUGCAGACACCCAGGUCAAUCAGGUUUUACUUUUCAUCUUGGCUGGAGCUCUAGGAGUGCUCAGUGGUGUGAUCAUCCUGGUUUCCUACAUUUACAUCGUGGUCACUAUCUUGAGGAUCCGCUCUGCUGAGGGGAGGCGCAAAGCCUUCUCCACCUGCUCUUCACACCUGACUGCUGUCUCCAUCCUGUAUGGGACACUCUUCUUUAUCUACGUACGCCCCAGUUCUAGUUUCUCGCUGGACAUCAAUAAAGUGGUUUCUGUGUUCUACACAGCCGUGAUCCCCAUGUUGAACCCCCUUAUCUACAGCCUGAGAAACAAAGAGGUCAAGGAUUCAUUCAGGAGGACGUUUGAGAAGAAGAAUCUUCUUCUGAGUAGGUAAACUAGAUACCAUUUGUACUACAGAUUGAGAGGUGAUAUAGACACAAGAUGCAGGGCAUGGGCUGGGUGAUGGGAGUCCUACUUUUGUGUUGAGAUUCACUUUUUAUUACUGUGUGUCAUUGAGAAGUGAUAUAUCUUCAGAUUACAAUUUUCUCACUUGUCAUUGAACAGAAAUGAGUUUUAAAAUGUUAAACUGAAGUACAUGGAUUAUUGAACCCCAAUGCUUUAAGAAUACGUUCCGUCUGGGGCACCUGGGUGGCUUGGUCAGUUCAGCCUCCAACUCUUGGUUUUGGCUCAGGUCAUGAUCUCAUGGUUUGUGUUCAAGCC
Molecule: messenger RNA, 1309 nt
Organism: Leopardus geoffroyi (Geoffroy's cat)
Lineage: Eukaryota; Metazoa; Chordata; Mammalia; Carnivora; Felidae
Product: olfactory receptor 1002-like
Exons: 1
Coding region: 39-983 (314 amino acids)
Biological process (GO): G protein-coupled receptor signaling pathway; sensory perception of smell
Cellular component (GO): membrane
Molecular function (GO): odorant binding; G protein-coupled receptor activity; olfactory receptor activity
Source: RefSeq, a predicted model, not a curated record